Molecule: messenger RNA, 501 nt
Organism: Solanum verrucosum
Lineage: Eukaryota; Viridiplantae; Streptophyta; Magnoliopsida; Solanales; Solanaceae
Exons: 3
Coding region: 1-501 (166 amino acids)
Source: RefSeq, a predicted model, not a curated record
AUGCCGUCUGAGGUUGAAGUUGAGGUUAGUAAAGAUGAUGAUGAGAUCGAGGUUACUGGAGAGUUUGAGAAUGCUACAGAGAAGGAAGUGGAGAUAACCCAGAACGUUGUUCCCAUGCCUAGACCUGCACCUCCAUUCCCAAAGAGAUUAGUGAAGAAGACUGAAGAAGGGAAAUACCACAGAAGCCUUGUAGAAAAUGCCUGGAAAAAAGAGGAUCCUAGUGCCUUUACUAUUCCAUGUACCAUCGGGUUGCUGCAUUUUGCUAAGGUGCUAUGUGAUUUGGGUGCUAGUAUUAAUCUGAUGCCAUUGUCUAUUUACAAGAAAUUGGGUUUGGGAGAUCCAAAACCGACUGCGAUGCGAUUGCUCAUGGCCGAUAGAACUGUGAAGAGGCCCAUUGGUGUUCUCCAAGAUGUACUAGUGAAAGUGGAGUCUUUUAUCUUUCUAGUGGAUUUUGUGAUACUUGAUUGUGAGGUUGAUUUUGAGGUUCCCAUUAUCCAGUGA